Messenger RNA from Adelges cooleyi (spruce gall adelgid), 1014 nucleotides. Its product is annotated as casein kinase I-like. Gene Ontology annotation, cellular component: nucleus; cytoplasm. The record is from RefSeq and is a predicted model, not a curated record. Gene Ontology annotation, biological process: signal transduction; peptidyl-serine phosphorylation. The coding region runs from base 1 to 1014 and encodes 337 amino acids. Lineage: Eukaryota; Metazoa; Arthropoda; Insecta; Hemiptera; Adelgidae. The transcript has a single exon. Gene Ontology annotation, molecular function: protein serine/threonine kinase activity; ATP binding.
AUGGCUGAAGUCGUCGGUGCGGUGUUCGACGGAUUGACUUUGGACGGUAAGUACCAGUUAAUUGGUCACAUCCGAAGUCAAGUUUUUCUGGGCCACGACAAGUUCAGCGGAGAACAAGUAGCCGUCAAGAUUGAGGUAAACGACGCGAACAGUAAAUCGCGACUUCGGCACGAGCACGAAGUUUACAACCACCUCAGAGACGAAGUAGCGGCUAUACCGUCCGUCCUGUGGUACGGGCACGUGGGAGAGUACUCGGUCAUGGUAAUGGAGCUGUUGGGACCACCGUUGGACCGUUUGCUGCACAAGUGCGGCGGCACGUUCGCCGUAAGCACCGUGGCCCGAUUGGCGGUGGGCGCGAUCGGGCUGCUCGAGUACUUGCAUUGCAAAGGAUUCGUGCACCGGGACGUCAAGCCGGCAAACCUGCUGAUGGGCCUGGGCGGGCAGGUGGGCCGCGUGCACCUGAUCGAUUUUGGGUCGGCCAAACGGUACCGAAACGGUAAAAUGCACGCGCCGUACGGCGAAGGGAUUCCGUUGGUAGGAACGCUCGAGUACGCCUCGCUAAACGCGCACCUGGGCUUAGAAGUGUCGCGGCGGGACGACAUGGAGUCGCUGGGCUACGCGCUCGUGCACAUGGCCAAGGGCCUGCCGUGGGACGGUCUGGAGACGGCCAGCAGCGUGACGCAACGGCGUGAACGCAUAUGCGAGAAAAUGAUCUCCACGUCGGCCGAAGAACUCUGCGACGGACUGCCGAUCGAAUUCGUCGCGUACUUGGACCAUUGUCGGCGGCUGCGGUACGAAGAGGCUCCCAAGUACGCGGCUUGUAAGUACCUGUUCCGGUAUAUAUGCGGCGAUGACGACGCGCCGUACGACUGGACACUGUUGGGCCAAAACGAAUGCGUCCGGAAAAUAGCCGCCGUCGGCAAACCUGACACGUUCGAAGUCAGUGCAAACGUCAUCACACCCGACACGAUUUCGUCUCUUAACUGUUCUGUACACACAUCAACGUUUAUAUAA